Abrus precatorius (Indian licorice) is the source of this 1677-nucleotide messenger RNA. Its product is annotated as carotenoid cleavage dioxygenase 8 homolog B, chloroplastic. The transcript has 6 exons. The record is from RefSeq and is a predicted model, not a curated record. Bases 1 to 1677 code for a protein of 558 amino acids. Gene Ontology annotation, molecular function: carotenoid dioxygenase activity. Gene Ontology annotation, cellular component: chloroplast. Gene Ontology annotation, biological process: carotene catabolic process. NCBI's taxonomy places the organism in Eukaryota, Viridiplantae, Streptophyta, Magnoliopsida, Fabales, Fabaceae.
AUGGCUUUCACAGCCUCACCUUCUAUAAGAAAUUCCAUUUCAUGGCCAACUAUGGUUGCUUCUGAUAACAUCAAAGACAGGUUUUCAUUUCAAAACAAAAGCAUCUUCAUAGGCCAGCGCAAUAUUAGAGACUUAACUCUUGCAAAUGUUGCAAGUCCAUUACCUAUGAUUGCUCCACCACCACCGGAGGAACGGCCAGGGACCACCGGCGGCCGCCACCACCAUGUUGCAUGGACUAGUAUUCAACAAGAGAGAUGGGAAGGAGAGUUGCUUGUUCAGGGACAAAUACCACUAUGGCUGAAAGGAACGUACCUAAGGAAUGGGCCAGGCAUGUGGCACAUAGGUAACUACAACUUCAGGCACCUCUUCGACGGUUACGCCACCCUCGUCAAGCUCCACUUCGAGAACGGCCGAUUGAUCGCCGGCCACCGGCAAGUCGAAUCUCAGGCCUACCAAGCCGCAAAGAAGAACCAGAAAAUCUGUUACCGUGAAUUCUCCGAAGUGCCUAAGGCAGCGAACUUCUUGGCCUACGUGGGAGAACUUGCAAGCUUGUUCUCCGGCGCUUCACUCACCGACAAUGCGAACACCGGCGUGGUGAAGCUCGGCGACGGGAGGGUGGUUUGUUUGACGGAGACUCAAAAAGGGUCGAUACUGAUAGAGCCUGAGACGUUGGACACGAUUGGGAAAUUUGAGUAUAGUGAUUCGUUGGGGGGUCUUAUUCACUCUGCACACCCCAUUGUGACGGAUAAGGAGUUUUUGACUUUGUUACCUGAUUUAGUGAAACCAGGGUAUUUGGUGGUGAGGAUGGAACCUGGCACCAAUGAGAGAAGGGUUAUUGGGCGGGUCAAUUGUCGGGGCGGCCCAGCACCCGGUUGGGUCCAUUCUUUCCCCGUUACUCAACAUUAUGUUAUUGUGCCUGAAAUGCCGUUGAGGUACUGUGCUCAGAAUUUGCUCAAGGCUGAACCCACACCCUUGUACAAGUUUGAGUGGCACCCUCAGUCCAAAGCGUUUAUGCAUGUUAUGUGCAAGACUAGUGGAAAGAUUGUGGCAAGUGUGGAAGUGCCUCUCUUUGUUACUUUCCAUUUCAUAAAUGCAUAUGAGGAGGAAGAUGAAGAUGGGAGGGUGAAGGCAAUUAUUGCUGACUGUUGUGAGCACAAUUCAGAUACUGCCAUUCUUGAUAAGCUUAGGUUGCAGAACCUUCGCUCAUUUAAUGGCGAGGAUGUUCUACCAGAUGCUAGGGUUGGUCGGUUCAGAAUACCACUAGAUGGAAGUCCAUAUGGAACAUUAGAAGCAGCAUUGGACCCAAAUGAACAUGGUAGAGGGACAGAUAUGUGCAGCAUAAACCCUAAUUAUUUAGGAAAGAAAUACAGAUAUGCCUAUGCUUGUGGAGCAAAGCGCCCUUGUAACUUUCCCAACACCCUCACCAAGAUUGAUUUUGAAUUGAAAAAGGCAAAGAACUGGCAUGAAGAAGGUUCUGUGCCCUCAGAACCACUCUUUGUGGCACGACCAGGAGCAACAGAGGAAGAUGAUGGCGUGGUUAUUUCCAUAGUCAGUGAGAAAAAUGGAGAAGGAUUUGCUUUGUUGUUAGAUGGUUCCACCUUUGAAGAGAUUGCUAGGGCCAAGUUCCCUUAUGGACUUCCAUAUGGGUUGCAUGGAUGCUGGGUACCAAAAGAGUAA